AUGUUGAAGAGGUACCACAACUGGUGGGCAACCAAUAUGGAAGUAUACCUGGCUAUUUCUCCUCAAGACCUACUAAUGGUGUUAGAUGUGCCUAAGCCCCAAGGAGCUGGAAUUGUUGCUUCUUCCACUGCCCUUACCAAUUCGGUUCUUAUGCCUGCUACUACACAGUCUGCUCCUACUGCCUCAACUCUUUCUAGAUUCUUCUUUUGCGAAGCCUCACAGGAAGAUUCUCCUCAGAAGACUCAAGCUCUAAAUCUUCUCAAAAGCAAACGGCAACAAAAGAAAAUGAGACUUUUACUUGAGCCUGAAAAGGAAGUACCUGAGGUUCAAGCAGAAGAAGAAGAAGAAGAAGAAGAAGAAGAAGAAAAUCAAGGGCAAGAGUCACCCUUGAAAAGAAGGAAAAGAGUGACCGUCUCUUCUUCUAACUUGGUUCAAGAUGAGACAACAAUACAGAGAAAACAGAAAAGAAAGAUGACUGUCUCUCCUUCUGAUUUCGUCGAAGAUCCUGUAUAUGAGGCAGCUGCCAAGGCAGUAAAACAGGAACACUCUAAGGCCAUAAUUGUUUUCGAGAGAGCUGAGAAGAGACGCUCUCCUAUUAUUGCCAACACUCCUGAAACAACAACAACUAUUGAGCCUAUUCUUCCAAUGAGGACUCCCUCAAUUUCAGUUGAAGUUGAUCAGCUGCAGAACGUGAGGACUAUUCAAAUCAUCCUUCCACUUCCCAAGCCUGCAUUUGAUGUACCCUCUUUGAGACCAAGCAUUCCUAAAUUCCUUUCUUUUGGUUUGACUCCAUAUCUUCCCCAUAUGACCUUUGACCCACCUCAAUUCGGUUCUCUUUCGAACCUUGCUCUUCCUCCUUCUUCCAAGGAAAUUCCAACUGCUAUUUCAUCUCUGAUGUCCUCUGUGCCUUCCACUACAGCUCUCUCUGCGCCCCUCAUGUCUACGGAUGAGGUAGAUAUCUUCGAAGCAAGACUAGCCAGUCUAUUCGACAUACCCUCUACCUCUCCAAUAGCCAAUGAUGAAGCUGAGCUAUUAGUCUUGGCUAACUCCUUGCUAGAAAUUCUUGAAAGCUCCUCUUCUUCUAGUAGCAAGCCUUCUGAACCUCUAAUGGACCUAGAAACCUGCCUGGAACUGAAAUCUGUUGUAAAAGAAUAA
Molecule: messenger RNA, 1155 nt
Organism: Camellia sinensis
Lineage: Eukaryota; Viridiplantae; Streptophyta; Magnoliopsida; Ericales; Theaceae
Source: RefSeq, a predicted model, not a curated record